Molecule: messenger RNA, 3847 nt
Organism: Corythoichthys intestinalis (scribbled pipefish)
Lineage: Eukaryota; Metazoa; Chordata; Actinopteri; Syngnathiformes; Syngnathidae
Exons: 9
Coding region: 781-3435 (884 amino acids)
Source: RefSeq, a predicted model, not a curated record
GCUCAUCUAUGUAACAUGAAAACACAACAUUAACUUAAAGUGCCCGUGUUAACACAUGCAUCUCAAAAACACAGGUGCCUCGUGUCUUGGAAAAAAAAAUGACUUCAAAUUCUUACUGUUGGUUAAACUUACUUUUGAUUGAGUACUUUUUGGCUGCCCCACGAAUGUGGGCCUUUCGGGCCUUGGGACAUUUCGAGGAGCGAGUCCCGCUGCUGUAUUCUCCUGUCUUUAAGUAGUGGAAAAUUUCCUCAUAAAAGUCGUCCAUGGUUAUACAAAGAAAGAACACAAUAGUUCGUGCAACAAGCGUUGUUGUGAUGAUGACCGAUGUUUCGUUUUUAAACAGGCAUUUCACGGGAGAGCAUUUCGACUCAUCGGCCAAUCAUAUAGCGAGAAUAGCGUGACGUCACUGUCAAGCGCAGGCCCCGCGAAUGGAUAGUGAGGGGAUCGGGAUAGUGAAUGUCAUUACGACAGCGAACCUACACCGGACGGGGCAAAAGCGAACGCAGUCGCGUGGAAGAGGAGGAGGAGGAGGAAGGGGGGGCGUCACCAAAUUUUCGAGAGGAGUCUGGCUGCAGCCGAGAGGAAAUUUUCGCAUUCUGUAAAUGGUGUUCCUUGCUACAUCCACCACAUGGUGGCGCUGCAUCAUUUAUAUUGAAUGGUUUCUUCUUCUGUUACUGAUUACUUUUUGUUGGAGUUAAUCUGCGAACACGUGUGUACGAACCGCUGAGCUCCCGAGUGGUAACAAUAGGAAAAGGAUGCGGUGCCCGGUGAAAGAGGACGAUGACUAGCUCUGAUGAGACCACCUCACCCCAGGCAAAGCAAAGGAGGGAAAUGGCCAGAAUGACAAAAACAGGGAAGCCGGAUACCUAUUGGAAGGAUGUCUGCUUCAAAUAUGCCAGGGGCCAAUUCCAUUUCUCAACUGGUAAACGGCCAGGGGCCAAGAAAUGGAAAACGGCCUUGGCGAAAAUUGAAGAAUGCCCCCUGAAGAACAGCCACACUAAGGAUCUGAUUGGGGGAAACCUUCGCUGCACCUGUGGGUUCCAUGCGUCAUUAGGCGCUGGGUCCAGUAAGUCACCAGGAGGAGAUCAGAUGGAGGCUGGGCGAGCCCAAGUCAGCACUGAGCUGCGCAGCUCACCAACAGCACAGUCACCAACGCCGGCAGUACUGUUUCUAAAGACAGCGCCAUCUUUGCUCUAUCUUUCAUGUAGCUCUGCAAAGCCACCACAAACUGCAGCUCCACUUGAAUCGGUAACAAUCAACUGGAAAAGUUUUCUUCCUGAGCAAUGUCGGAAAGCCAUCCAGGAAGCAGAUCAGGAGUGGAUUGCCAAGUGCCUAUAUGAACCUACAGGACAGCUGAAGCAAAAAAUCCAAGCCAGCUGGUUUCAUCCCCCACUGGAGCCCAAACCAUGUCCUCCUGAGCCUGGGUGGUAUUACCGGCAAAGGCUGUUUAUCUGGGCACCAAUGAGGAUGUGGGGGAUUCCUUUAAAAUGCCCAUGGUGUUCUUGCGAAAUGAGCAAUUCCGGGAUUUAUGGAAAUGUCAGAGAGGUUAUUGAUGUGGACAGUCGCUACUACCUGGUGGGAGGCGACUAUCCAUAUUGCAACAAAUGCUCUCUGCCAGUCUGCCCCUGGAGCCAGGACCUGCUCUCCCAGCUUGAUGUUGUGCACAGGAGUAAGUUUCCUGCUGUCUUCACAGCACACCUGGCUCUCGACAGAAAAUGCAUGACUUUGCUGAAGCCGAGGACCAACGGUAACAGCUCCUACUUCCAGUCUGCAAUUGAGGAAGCACACAGCGAUGAGUGGGCACGUCAGACCAUUAGCUACUUUUCAGACUGUGAACACCAUAAGAAAAUGGCUGCAGUCCUGCCCUCUGCUGUUGUUUAUCUUCCUCCACCUCCCUUCAGGCCCCUUCCACGUACUCAAUGGUUUGACACAGUCCACUCUAAUGAGAUAAGCCAUCUUGAUGAAUUGAAGGGCGUCAUCACGUCAACUUAUGGGCGGAUAUUUAAGAUCGAUUCAACAAAGAAGGAGGAAGAUGAGGAGGAAGAUUGCGCCACACAAGUGGAGGUGAAGGCGGAGGAGGCAAAUUGCACCAUACUGGCUAAUGCUCCAAAUGAUCAGUUGUCAAGAUGUGACACUGAAUCUGAGGUCCUCGCCACGGAGACCAGCCAAUGUGACUCCAGAGGAGUUGUAGGCUGGGAGGCUGUUGACGCUCUGGCAUCCUACUUUGUUAACCUGAACCGCACAAUGACCGCUUUGUCAACCAGGGAGGAGAUGGACAUAGUCCGCCUGUACACAGCUCUUCAUGACAUGGACAAGGCACCUUCAAGAAACACCCAGAAUGAUAGAAAGAAGGCACAGGUUUCAGCAGGACCAAGGAGAGCACCAAGGAAGCCGAGUGGCUCUGCUCCUGGACAGCAGGCGGCAGCAAGACUCCACAUGACUCACGACCAAGCAGCCCAAGACCCUGAAGUUGACAGAGUCAGUGAGUGUGUUUGCCUCAGGCUUGCCAAAGAGUUCGAGCAAGCACGCAACAGGCCAAAGGACACAAAGGGGAAAACCAUGCCCAUCCCUCAGUCUAUUGUCAGCAUCUACAGCCACCUCAGACAGCUGCUCGAGGACAGCAAGGUUGUGCGGAACAAGACAAACUUAGUUCUGGUGCCAGUAAACAAUACCACCGUCUCUUCAUGGCUGCUUAGAAGGGAUAAGAGGAAGGACAGGGACAUGCUGCAGCAAGGCACUGUACCUCCAAAACCGCUGCACCUGCCCAAAGAGCCUGUUCCGGCAGUGAACGCAAUCCCGGCAGCCCCUGUGGAAAAUGCAGAUGAAGUAAUGACAUUUGAAGACCAUGAGGAAGAAGCUUUCCCCCACCAGCGCACUCUGGCAGCCAGCGUGGAACCUGAGUGUUCUCAGCCUGUGUUCUACCCUCCACAGUACGGGCCACCUCCUCAGUUCGAGUAUCCUCCAUUUUAUCAUGCUUCCCCAGCUCUGCACUCUCAGUUUGCCCAGUAUACUCCAUCCACACAAGCUCCUCCUGGGCAGCCACCUCCUCCAUACCAGUAUCCUCCAUGUCAUCAUGCUUCCCCAUUUCCUCACUCUCAGUUUGCCAAUUAUCCACCAUUUACACAUGCUCCUCCAGUGCAGCAUCCUCCUCCAGUACAGCAAGCUCUGUCAUGUCCUGGUGCGCCUCAAGCAUGCCUUCCAUCCCAGUCCAGGCAACGUAAAUGGAGGCUGCAUAAAGCUGCCCUUGAGGAUGAAGAACUUGUGUCAAAUGGGGAACCACCAAAGAAAAGGCGGUCAAAGGAAAAUUAUACCUAUACAUGCAAGCAGUGUGGCCAGGACAAAAGUAAAAGGACUGGACACACCCAGGUGAAGGGGCGAUGGUACUGUCCUGCCUCAGGACUGACAAUAGACGACUGGAAGAAAAAAUUGCAGUAGUAGUUGGUGUCACCAAAAUUUGUGACUUUGUUAGUGACAUCCUGUUUGCACACUUUCAAUUGUAUUUAAAUUUUUUUUUUUUUUUUUUAUACAUAAUGAGUAAACAUUCCUUCAAAAAAAAUCUCUUGUGUUACUAUGUCGUCAGUGAAAUAAGCGUUUGUUUUUGUUUAUUUCAGCCACGAAUAGACUUAAUGUUAUUAUUACUUGUUUUAUUCCGAAUUUAUUUUCAUUGAGCAGAAAUGCAUAAUAAUCAUUCAAACAUAAAAUAAUCUUGCAAAUUAAAAUUUUUGAAAAGAUGAGAGGAUAUAUCAUGAAAGAGCCAUCUACAUUUACGUAAACUCAAUGUUUUGGUUUUACUAGGACUGGUACGUCUCACGUGCUGCGUUGGAUCAGGUAAGCGGAGUAAAGCAAA